Messenger RNA from Suillus clintonianus, 348 nucleotides. RefSeq lists its product as uncharacterized. The transcript is spliced from 2 exons. Lineage: Eukaryota; Fungi; Basidiomycota; Agaricomycetes; Boletales; Suillaceae. The annotation marks the transcript as partial. The record is from RefSeq and is a predicted model, not a curated record.
AAUGUGUUUGGGCUUUGCAUAGGAGCGGCGACGAUACUUGGUGUACUACUUGGAUUUUUACGGUCUCAUUUGCCUAGCCAAAGGAUCAAGGAGCUGGAAGAGCUACUUGAGGAAACCCAAGGCUUGUAUGAGUCUGCAGUAGAAGAUGGUCUUCUACCCGAUGUCAUGCUUAGAAGCCAAAUGGGAGAAAGACUUGUCGUCUUGCGCGAAGGAAUGUUAGAAUUGCGUUCCAGAGCAUAUAAUGCGACCACAUUGCUUAAGGAUUACCAAGAAUUCUUCAGAGGGCUCAGCUACGACAUUGGAGUCGCUUGUUGUGACAUGAAAGAGCUUCGAGCAUCAGUUAUCGUG